UCCGGGCAGCCGGCGGGGGCGGUUUCAUGGCAGCUGCGGUGCCCGGCGCCCCCGCCCCUCUUCAUGUGGUGACUGGGGGAGAGAAGGCCGGGCCCGCGGGGUUCGGUCCCCCGCCCCCCUGAGGAGGAGGCUGGGGAGCCACUAUGGCAGCGCCGCACAGAUGAAACUCUGACUUUCCUGAAGGGUGUUCUUGUGGAUUUUGCGAAUGAACAUCCCUGAUACCCUCAGCCUUCCUGAGAUGGCAAGUCCGGCAGUCAGCCCAGACUCUUCCUCCCACGAGGCUCUUUCUUCUGUCAACUCUGCGCCUGCGUGCUCCCCCACCUCAGAUUCAGAGAACCUAAGCCCAGAUGAGCUGGAGCUGUUGGCAAAGCUGGAGGAGCAGAACAGGCUGCUGGAAGCAGAUUCCAAGUCCAUGCGCUCCAUGAAUGGCUCCCGCAGGAACAGCGGUUCCUCCUUAGUCUCCAGCUCCUCAGCCUCCUCAAACCUGAGCCACCUCGAAGAGGACACCUGGAUCCUAUGGGGGAGGAUUGUCAAUGAAUGGGACGAAUGGCGGAAGAAGAAAGAGAAACUGCUGAAGGAGCUCAUACGGAAAGGAAUCCCACACCACUUUCGAGCCAUCGUAUGGCAGCUGCUGUGCAGUGCCACAGAUAUGCCUGUCAAGAACCAGUAUUCAGAGCUGCUGAAGAUGUCUUCCCCCUGCGAGAAGUUGAUCCGGAGGGAUAUAGCCCGCACAUAUCCUGAGCAUGAGUUCUUCAAGGGACAGGACAGCCUAGGCCAAGAGGUCCUUUUCAACGUCAUGAAAGCCUAUUCCCUAGUGGACCGUGAGGUUGGAUAUUGUCAGGGCAGCGCAUUCAUCGUCGGAUUGCUGCUAAUGCAGAUGCCUGAAGAAGAGGCUUUCUGUGUAUUUGUGCGACUGAUGCAGGAAUAUCGAUUACGAGAGCUAUUCAAACCCAGCAUGGCUGAGCUGGGCCUCUGCAUCUACCAGUUUGAGUACAUGCUGCAGGAGCAGCUGCCUGAGCUGAACAUCCACUUUCGCUCCCAGAGUUUCCUCACCUCCAUGUACUCAUCAUCCUGGUUUCUCACCCUCUUCCUCACGACCUUCCCUUUGCCUGUUGCCACCCGAGUGUUUGACAUCUUCAUGUAUGAGGGGCUGGAGAUCGUCUUCCGUGUGGGGAUGGCCCUCCUGCAGUUCAACCAGGCAGAGCUGAUGCAGCUGGAUAUGGAGGGGAUGUCGCAGUAUUUCCAGAAGGUGAUUCCUCAUCAGUUCGACAGUUGCCCGGACAAGUUGAUCCUGAAGGCAUAUCAGGUCAAGUACAACCCUAAGAAAAUGAAGAGGCUGGAGAAGGAGUAUGCUGCAAUCAAAAACAAAGAGAUGGAGGAGCAGAUUGAGAUCAAAAGGCUCCGGACUGAGAACCGCCUCUUGAAACAGCGGAUUGAGACCCUGGAGAAGGAGAGCGCUGCCUUGGCAGAUAGACUGAUCCAGGGCCAAGUCACCCGCGCACAGGAGGCCGAAGAGAAUUACAUCAUCAAGCGAGAGUUGGCAGUGGUGAAGCAGCAGUGCAGCUCAGCCACGGAGAACCUGCAGAAGGCCCAGAGCACCAUCCGACAGCUGCAGGACCAACAGGGAAACCCCCGGUUCACAGAGGAGUUUGUGAAUCACCUGGAAACAGAGCUGGAGCAGUCACGUCUGAGGGAGACAGAGACACUGGGCGCACUCAAGGAGAUGCAAGACAAAGUGCUGGACAUGGAAAAGAAGAACAGCUCGCUGCCCGAUGAGAACAACGUGGCCCGUUUGCAGGAGGAGCUCAAGGCAUUGAAGGUACGCGAGGUGGCGGCGCUGAGCUCACUCAAGGACCUACAGCUGCAGGUGAAGGAUCUCAACGACAGCUGGCAGGCUCAUCUGUCACGGACAGGCGGGCGCUGGAAGGAGUCCCCCCGCAAGAACACCAUGAACGACCUCCAGGACGAGCUGAUGACCAUUCGCCUGCGGGAGGCCCAGGCCCAGGCCGACCUCCGUGAGCUGCGGCAGAGACUGGUGGAGCUUGAAACCCAGGAUCAGAUUCACAGUAAUCUGCUGAACCGGACGGAGCAGGAGUGCCUAGGGCUGCAGGAGAAGCUGCAAUACCUCACUGCCCAGAACAAAGGGCUGCAGACGCAGCUGAGCGAGACCAAGCGCAAGCAUGCGGAGUCCGAGUGCAAGAGCAAAGAGGAGGUGAUGGCCGUGCGGCUGCGGGAGGCCGACAGCAUGGCAGCUGUGGCAGAGAUGCGGCAGCGGAUCGCUGAGCUAGAGAUCCAGUCUCCUUUGGACCAAGCUUGGUUCUCUCCCCACUUCCCACAGAGGGAAGAAGGGAUGAUCCAGGGCCAGCUGAACAACUCGGACUCCUCCCAGUACAUCCGGGAGCUCAAGGACCAGAUUGAUGAGCUCAAGGCUGAGAUCCGGCUGAUGAAGGGCCAGAAGCCCUUUGAGGACUCCAUGGGCUUUGAUGGCAUCCACAUUGUGAGCCACCUGGCGGUGGACGAGGACUCACUGCACUCCUCAGAUGAGGAGCUGCUGACCAACCCCAUGGUGGUGGGUGCGCUGCAGGAUGUGUUGUACCCGCUCUCACCCUGCAGUGCCCGCUUCCUGCGGGGCAUGAAGAGCUCUGGCAAGGAGAGCGAUGGCUCCACAGACAGUGAGCCCGAGGACCCCACCUCCACCGCGGAGGCCGACAGCGAGAUGGAGCCGCAGAUCAUCUUCGGAGAGACCCUCAGCAAGUGAGAGGAGAUGCCGAUGCCAGGGGGACCCCCCAUCCACCAAACAGGCACUGAGUGCACAGCCCGGAGAGAAGAGACUCCUCUCCUUGGCGCUCUUGGUGAUCCCUGUUGAAGGAAUUUCCAAUAAAGCGCUGCCUGCGGUGCUCCCACCUUGGCUAGCAGCAUCGUUCUUGGCAGCAGUGCCCAUCUAGUAUCAUUUCUGUGGAAGAGCCAGCCAGGCCGACCACCACAGCCCUUCAUCCAAAGAGCUUUGCUUGCAGUCAGCAAGCCAGCUCCUCAGCUGUUGCAAAUCCCCAGGUCAGGGAGAUCAUAGACCCAACACGAUGGCUGGGCUCAGAGAGCAUUGCACGUCUGCUGCCAUGCAGGGACGGCUCUCCAGCCAGCCUGUGUUAUACAGAGCCUCUACUUUGAUUGUUAUCUGCACUGCCUUUCUCCUGCUCUGUCAUCACCAGUAGUUACACUCCGACUCCAUUGACUCCUCAUUCGCCCCACCCCGCCCCAAUGCCUCCUUCUUGUGUUGCCCUCCCCCAAAAGUUUGCACACUUGAGAACUCAGCUCAGUGUCAUCAUGAGCAGAGGUGGAAGCAGCUAGGCCACUGGAUAUCCGGGCCCAAUGACCAUCCACCGAGUCUGAGCACCUGUGGGCAACUGGCCAACAAACCAUUCCCUCCCCUCCACACUCAGAGGGCGGGAAGUUGAGUCCUUCUUCCUUUUAUUUAAAUAUGUGUCCCCGAUGAUCCCGAGAGCAUCUGUUCGGAGAGGGGAGAAUUGGAGGCCUUCAUAUCCCUAUUCCCAAGGGAGCUCUCCCCAGGAUGGGAAGGGCCCGGUGCGGGGGAUUGUGGAUCGAGGAGCCUGCUUGGUUACAUGAGAGAUUAUAUUUUAUUUUUGUUCUCCAGAUGUUAUUUAUUUAAACUGUUACGAUGCCAACUGGGCUCCCCUCGGGGAGCUCCACACUAAGCUUUAAGUUCUAGGAAAUUAUACUGACGUGUCCUAAGGGAAUCUGUGGGAGCAGCGUUCUGCCCUGCUGCCUUCCUGUCCUCCAUCCGUAAUGGAGCUGCACCAGUCUCCUGCACCAUUACGUUCUCCAGAAGGUGUUGUAACUGUUGCCUUUCUCUUCUGCUCCAUAUGGCAAACUGUAGGGUUUCCAACCUCCCUGUCUGGAGAGGGCUAUGUGGAAACAAAUCCCCUAGGAGAACCUUUCUUACUCUACCCAGAAAGCCACCAGAAACCUUGUGUCCUGGCCAAGAUCUGUCUGGUGCACAGCAAAGGUGCCUGGUAAACAGGAGCAGUUUGGGGAGGAGCAUAGAGAAAAGUCCCCAGCUGGGAAUCAUCUGGAGGACAUUUGUUUCUAUGCAUGAUGGGGCUUGACCUCCUUCAGCCAGCCUGGCCUGUGUUCCUCUGAACUGGCUCUCCCAGCUCUGCAACUGGCACAAUGUUUCCAUAGCACUGUGAGAUGUCCGCAGUCUGCCAGAGCUGUAGGAGAUUUGGAACGAAGGAUGAAGGGCAUGCACAGCUCAGCAAGCCCUAGUCAGAUGACGGAAAUGCCCACUCCUUGGAGUAGCCCUUAGUGGAGAGCUCAGCUCCUAAUCGAAACCCAAGCUACUUAUCUCCAAAUGGGCCACCCUGGGCCAGAAUUGCUGAACCAUUCACCACUUCGAAGCCUGCCCUGGUGAUCAGGCGGCAGGUGAAGCAGCUUCCUUGGGAUGGAGCCAGUCUGCAAACGUGAUCCCUGUUGAAGGAAUUUUCCAAUAAAGCGCUGCCUGCAGUGCUCCCACCUUGGCUAGCAGCAUCGUUCUUGGCAGCAGUGCCCAUCUAGUAUCAUUUCUGUGGAAGAGCCAGCCAGGCCGACCACCACAGCCCUUCACCCAAAGAGCUUUGCUUGCAGUCAGCAAGCCAGCUCCUCAGCUGGUGCAAAUCCCCAGAGCUCUGCUGCAGUAAAUGGCACUACAAUGACCUACACCAGCACAGGAGCUAGUCUCUUUUGUCUACAGCUCUGACUCCUAAUUUCCACUACAAAACAGUCCAGAUUGCACUUCCAUUUGUUUGUGACAGAGUCCGAGUAUUGCAUCACUUCCUGCUUUGGGGCUUUACAUCACUUCCUGGUGGUGGUGAGAUGCCAUGGAGCUGCAAGCACCUGAAGCUGUAGUGUUGGUUCAUUUCCACCCCCUCUGUGCAGCAGCAACACAGCUCCAUUCUAGCACCCCUUCGGGGAGCACAGAUGGAAAAUGAAAGGCGAGAUCUCCAGGACUGGCUGCUCCCAGCAGGGAUGGAAGAUCUCACGUGGGUGGGAUGAAGGCUGAAUUUCCCAGGCACCUGGAUGGCAAACGAAGGCAGUGGGGCUCAGGACCAGAGUUCACGUAGUGCUGAGACAAGGCGAGAGGGCCCUUUUGGGGCCAUUGUCAUGUCUCUGGGAGAGACUGAUGCUGCUAGGCACCAAUGGCUGCUUUAAAACCUUGAGCGCAUGGGAUGCUUUUUGCCUGUUGGCUGUUCUGUUUAUGAAGAGCACCGGCCAUCUAGAGCGACCUGUGCACAGACCUGCUCAGGCAGAGAGAAGAACGAUGCAGGGGGUGUAGAGCUGGCUGGAUCCAUCAGUCCCUGCAGAGAUUAUCUGGCUUGCUCUCUUAUGAACUUGAGUUUUAUUUCCUCUAGCCCUUUCUUUCUUUCCAUCCUGCCCCUGCUUUACACCCUCCUUGUAUUUCCCUUCUUCUCUCUGAAUUCAGUAAAAUUGGACAUCCAGCAGCUGAGGAAAACCCAUUCCCAUGGAUGGCUUUGCCUGAUUUCCUCUCCGGCCGAUUGCAACCGUCACUUUCAAUGGACUACACCUCCAGCCCUCCCCCGCCAACAGGUAUUUCCAGAGCUUUCCCCUUCCCUGCUGGUGUAUUAAGUUCACUGGGUCUGUUUCCAAAGGAGGGAUGCCUUGGACCUCCCAGCUUGGCAGAACCUUCCCCCAUAUCCUAAACCUUCCCCUUCUGAAAUGGAAAACAACAGCCCCAGUGGACCUGAAUGCUUGGAUUGAGCCCCUCACCGUUCCACCACGUCACUGAACUGGAGUAUUGUGUAUACUUAUAUAAAUAUGCCUGGGAGAGGCUUUGGUUGGGUAUUUAUAAUCUGUAUAUUUUAAUAUAUAUAUAUUAUAUAUAUAUGUGCUCACUGUAUUGCCAAAUCCUUGUGAUACCCCUUUCCUCCCAGAGAACAGCAGCAUUCCACACGAGCUGAGGGUGAUUCACAUGCAGGCCUUUCUCUGCCAUCGCCUUUAGCUCCCGAUGCCAUUUUCCUGUGCUGGGGGCCUUGAUUGCAACAGAAAAUGGCUGAGGAAUCCAUUUGCUGGUUAUGGAGCUGGUCAUGCGCACCGCCUUGUUGUUUUAUUUAUUCUGUAUAGCGCCAGCCGAGGACUAGCAGCUUCACAGAGCGGCCUGAAGGCACGAGUCCUUCUGGAAUAAGGGAUUGAUUUGGAGCUCCUUCCGCCAUUGAUUUCAGUGGAGUUGCUUCAGAUUAACGCUGGGAUAACAGAUCAUAGGGCCAAGUCCUUCCUGUUCUCAGUGUUUACCUGGGCCUUACCCAGUCAAGUGGCUGAGAUCUUUGCCUAAGGAAAGGCUUUGACAUUUGGCUCCUGUUAAAGGACUCUGCAGUACUGUUCCUAAGUACUGCAGCUGGGAGCAGUGCUGGGGCCGCCGCUGGAGGACACCAUGCUACAUCUACUACUAAGAGCAGUGUGUCUGCACCAGAUCCAUAGCUAGUGCAAAACAGCAUAACCCCAUUGACCACAGUGCACAUACGCUGAUUUACACCAGCCAGGGAUUUAGCCCGUUGGCUCCAGCAGAGUGACACUAAUUUCCCCCAGCUGGAGAUCUGGCCCUCAGUACUUAGGCAAAACAUGACUUUGAAAUCAGUGGGAGCUUUCUGGAGUACGUCCUGAGUAAACUGAGUAAAUCCUUCCCGGCCUCUGGCUUUGGCUCUUUGACUUCGCUGGGAAUUUUGCUUUAGUCAGGAUCAGGCCCUUAUUUUCACACCCUUUCUGAGACAACGAUCCCCUCAGGCAGGUUUAUCACGUUCCAGCAGAGACUUCACAUGUCGCACCUUGCGAUUGGGCGUGACCCUGCUGUAGGGAGCAGACACUAGCCCUGCUGGGCUGGAAUCCUGUCCCUACAUGGACCCACACAGUGGUUUCGGUGGGAUCACGCUGGAGUCAGUAAUGGCAGAAUCUGGGGUGCAGGACGAGUGGGCCCCAGAUGCUCCCUUUCUUCCUGCAUGCCCACGUCCACAGCUGCACACUGAGCAGCAAGGUGUUCGGGACCUGCCACCUGGCCACCCCCACCCCCCAUAAGGAAUCAGCUCUCAGGGAGACCCAGACCCUCCCUAGGACAGCAUCCCAACCACAGAGGUGCUGGGCCAUGAGGAAGCGGGGGACAGGUAACAUCAUUCCCCCUGGACACCACCCCAGGAGAUGGCAUGAGCUGACUGCCAGUUUAGCACUCCUUCUUCUUGCUCAGCUGGCAGGGGAGGGGCUCUUCGAUAGGGCGCUGCCUGCAGCCCACAGGAGGUCCCUGGUUCAAGUCAGCAUUGCAGCAACCUGCAUGAACAGAGUGCCAGAUUCCGCCAUUGCAAUGCCACUGAAGUGGGUCGGACUGCGUGGGUGUAACCACAGGCUGGACUCCAGCCUAGCAGAGUCUGCUGCCUACAGCAGGCCACUGGGUUACUCCUUGACAGCACUGCCCCCGGGCCUGGACCUGGAGAAGAACUGCAAGGCGUGGCUGGCCACCCCCAUUGCUGUUGGUCAGAUGGCGUGGGAGCAUGGACUUACAAAU
This is a messenger RNA of Gopherus evgoodei (Goodes thornscrub tortoise), 7558 nucleotides long. RefSeq names its product ecotropic viral integration site 5 like (gene EVI5L). The record is from RefSeq and is a predicted model, not a curated record. The transcript has 20 exons. Bases 206 to 2758 code for a protein of 850 amino acids. Lineage: Eukaryota; Metazoa; Chordata; Testudines; Testudinidae.